Molecule: messenger RNA, 1647 nt
Organism: Botrytis fragariae
Lineage: Eukaryota; Fungi; Ascomycota; Leotiomycetes; Helotiales; Sclerotiniaceae
Product: putative lactose permease protein
Exons: 3
Coding region: 1-1647 (548 amino acids)
Biological process (GO): transmembrane transport; carbohydrate transport
Cellular component (GO): membrane
Molecular function (GO): carbohydrate:proton symporter activity
Source: RefSeq, a predicted model, not a curated record
AUGUCCAAAAACGAAGCAGAACACCUGGAAACGGGCGCCGGCGAGCACCCGCCCCUCCAGGAGAUCCCUAGCGCAAUGGAUAUCGAUGCCAAAGAAGCCCAUGGGCAAGUAACCCAAAUCCAAACCGCAUCUGUCGCGUUGGCCGCUGCCGUCGCCGCGCAGAAGCCUCGUCUACUGAGUCGAAACAUGAUACAAUUGUAUGCAAUCAUGGCGGUUGGCUAUCUAGUUUCCACCAUGAAUGGUUUUGAUUCCUCUCUCAUGGGUAGUAUAAACGCCAUGAUUCCCUACCAAGAAACCUUCGGCCUCAGCGGCGCCGGUUCUUCUACAGGCGUCAUCUUCAUCAUCUAUAACAUGGGACAAAUCGCCGCCUUUCCCUUCUGUGGACUUCUCGCCGACGGCUACGGUCGUCGCAUGUGUAUAUUCAUCGGAUGUCUCAUCGUACUCGUCGGAACCGCCAUUCAGGCCUCCGCACACGCACGAGGCCAAUUCAUCGGCGGUCGAUUCGUCCUCGGUUUCGGCGCCGCGCUUGCAUCUGCUGCGGGCCCAGCUUACACAGUCGAGUUGGCGCAUCCUGCUUAUCGAGGAACCAUGGCGGGAAUGUACAAUAAUUUCUGGUGGUUGGGUAAUAUCUUAGCUGGAUGGACAACCUACGGAUCGAACAAGAAUCUGACAGAUUCGUGGGCCUGGAGAGUGCCAACAUUGGUACAAGCGGGUAUUCCGGCGAUUGUGAUGGUGUUGAUUUUAUUUUUCCCAGAAUCCCCACGUUGGUUGAUUGCACAUGAUCGCAGGGAGGAGGCGCUCGCAGUCUUUGCUAAGUAUCAUGGAGAUGGCGAUGAACAGUCGCCGAUUGUGCAACUACAAUAUCAUGAGAUCAUCGAACAGUUGCAGAUGACCAGAAACGACAAUCCCUGGUGGGACUUCCGCGAAUUGGUUAAUACUCGGGGAGCAAGAUAUCGUUUGUAUAUGGUUGUCGGAAUGUCGUUUAUUGGCCAAUGGUCUGGAAAUAACGUCGUCUCUUACUUCAUGCCCGAAAUGAUCAAGAAUGCGGGUAUCACAAGCACCAACAAACAACUCCUCAUCAAUGCCAUCAAUCCCAUCUUCUCCAUGAUGGGAGCGGUCUAUGGAGCUACUCUUCUCGAUAAACUCGGUCGCCGAACCAUGAUGUUAGCUGGACUUACCGGAGGCUUGCUCUCCUACAUCAUGCUCACCGCAUUCACAGCAGCAUCAGAAGACCACCCCAACCUCUCCUACGGUGUCAUCGUAUCGAUUUUCGUCUUCGGAGUCAUCUUUGCAUGGGGUUUCACACCACUUCAAACCCUCUACGCUGUAGAGUGUUUGGAAAAUCGCACUCGUGCUAAGGGUUCCGGAUUAAAUUUCCUAUUUUUGAAUAUUGCCAUGGUGGUAAAUACCUAUGGUAUCAGUGUUGGUAUCGCUGCCAUUGGAUGGAAAUUAUACGUGGUGUAUAUUGGGUGGAUUUGUGUCGAAUUAGCUAUUAUCUAUUUCUUCUUUGUCGAGACGGCCGGAAAGACGUUGGAGGAAAUGGCUUCAAUUUUUGAUGCUCCUAAUCCACGGAAGGAGAGUACGAAGAAGACCAGUGUGGCUCUUGAUGAGUCUGGACGAGUAAUGGGUAUUAAUGAUAACGUGUAG